Molecule: messenger RNA, 1304 nt
Organism: Dendrobium catenatum
Lineage: Eukaryota; Viridiplantae; Streptophyta; Magnoliopsida; Asparagales; Orchidaceae
Product: very-long-chain aldehyde decarbonylase GL1-8
Exons: 8
Coding region: 132-926 (264 amino acids)
Biological process (GO): sterol biosynthetic process; 4-alpha-methyl-delta7-sterol oxidation
Molecular function (GO): C-4 methylsterol oxidase activity; iron ion binding
Source: RefSeq, a predicted model, not a curated record
UCGGCCUCGCCAAAAGCUUGGUUCAGUUCUAAAGCCUGCUUAAGAUUUCCCCUCGAGCCUCUUUCUCUCUCUUCUCCACGAUCGUCGAUCGCGCUGUGUUUUUUCGGCGAUCGGAUUGGCCGCCGCCGCCGAUGGCUUUCCUCGAUUACUGUUGGCAGUUUCUAAUCACUCAUUUCAGUGACUUUCAAUUGGCUACAUUUGGUUCCUUCAUUAUUCAUGAAAGUGUGUUCUUCCUUUCUGGACUUCCUUCUAUAUGUUUUGAGAGGACAGGACUUUUCAGCAAAUACAAAAUUCAGAGAAAGAAUAACACCCCUGAUGCUCAGGAGAAAUGCAUCUUGCGUCUGGUCCUGUAUCAUUUAUGCGUGAAUUUACCUGUUAUGAUAUUUUCUUACCCUGUUUUUAGAUGGAUGGGCCUGAAAACUUCACUUCCACUUCCACACUGGUAUGUGAUCUUAUCGCAAGUUGUAUUCUAUUUCAUUCUGGAGGACUUUGUGUUUUAUUGGGGGCAUAGGGUACUUCACACGAAAUGGCUGUAUAAGCAUGUCCACAGUGUGCAUCAUGAAUAUGCUACACCAUUUGGAUUGACAUCUGAGUAUGCGCAUCCUGCUGAAAUUUUGUUCUUGGGCUUUGCCACCAUAGUUGGCCCUGCUCUUACGGGGCCACAUCUCUUUACUCUUUGGUUAUGGAUGGUAUUGAGAGUGUUGGAGACCGUUGAAGCUCAUUGUGGCUACCAUUUCCCGUGGAGCCUUUCAAACUUUCUUCCUAUAUACGGAGGCGCUGAAUUUCAUGAUUUUCACCAUCGUGUUCUCUACACCAAAUCAGGAAACUACUCUUCGACUUUCACUUACAUGGACAGGAUAUUUGGCACUGAUGGGGAUUAUCGGAAGCAGAAGGCCCUGCAGAGCCAAGAAGGGAAAUCUCUAUGAGAAAGAGGGAAUGUGCUUCUGUUCUAGUGUUAUAUAGCAAUAUUCUACUAUAAGCUAUCCAUUGGAACGAAUAUAUGUACAAGCAGCUAUUGGUGUCGAGUGGACUGAAGAUAUUGGGUUAUUGGCACACUGAUUCUUUUUCUUGAUCAUUUUUGUGGUCUUCUGAAUUGUGGAAGUUUCUAUUGAAUUCAUCUGCGUGCUUGAGAGAGAGAGAGAGAGAGAGAGCUGCAUUUUGCAUAGACGAUCAUGCCUCAGCUUUUGAUUCUGCCGUGUGAUUUGCUUCUGAAAUGCAUUAUGGUUAUGCUACCUUGCUACAGUGCAGAUGAACUGAUAUGCUGGUUUUUCCUCUUUUCAUCAAGUUUAAUUUUUUGUUCUUUU